AAACUACGUUUGUUUGUUCAUCAAAACAAGUUUGAUUAUGUCUAGUUCAUAAACUUUUUCAUCCUCAAAAAAUAUUAUCCUUGUUAAAUAUUAGUCUUUAACUAAUAAAAAUGGCAGUAAGAACAUAUGGAGAUAAGCCAAUAAGCUUCCAAGUUGAGGAAGGCGGUGAAUUUUAUUGCAUAGGAUCAGAAGUCGGAAAUUACUUGCGACUAUGCCGUGGAUCUUUGUACAAAAAAUAUCCUGGAAUGCACAGAAGAAAUCUUACUAAUGAGGAAAGAAAAAAGUUGAUAGAAAGUGGAAUCAGUAAUCACUUGUUUGCAAGCUCUGUAUCUUUAUUAAGAGCUACGGAAGUUCAAGAUGUAAUUGAUGGAAAUGAUGAAAAGUAUAAAGCUGUUGCGGUUCAUUCAUCUGAAUCAAUGUUACCUCGUGAAAAUAAUAAAUCAAAAAAACAAGCACCGUGGAUGCCAACAAUGCCAAAUUCAUCACAUUUGGAUGCAGUUCCUCAAGCUACACCAAUCAACCGUAAUCGAGUAUAUAAUAAGAAAGUUCGUACAUUUCCUAUGUGCUUUGACGAUACAGAUCCAUCUGCAAUAUUUGAAAAUUCAUCACAAUCAGAAUGUCUAGUACCGAUUAGACUUGAUAUGGAACUUGAAGGACAAAAGUUACGAGAUACAUUCACAUGGAAUAAACAUGAGAGUAUGAUUUCUCCUGAACAGUUUGCUGAAAUAUUAUGUGAUGAUUUAGAUUUAAAUCCAGUUCCAUUUGUACCAGCUAUUUCGACAGCUAUUCGGCAACAAAUUGAAGCAUAUCCAACAGAAACAAUCAUUGAAGAAAAUUGUGACCAACGAGUUAUUGUUAAAUUAAAUAUUCACGUUGGUAACACAUCCUUAGUUGAUCAAAUUGAAUGGGAUAUGUCUGAAAGAGAUAAUAAUCCAGAAGAGUUUGCAAUAAAGCUGUGCGCCGAGCUAGGAUUGGGAGGAGAAUUUGUAACUGCAAUAGCAUACUCAAUUCGAGGACAAUUAUCAUGGCAUCAAAGGACUUAUGCAUUCAGUGAAUCUCAACUUUCAACUGUCGAAAUUCCAUUCCGUGCACCAUCUGAAGCUGAUACUUGGUCGCCUUUCCUUGAAACACUUACUGACGCUGAAAUGGAGAAGAAAAUUCGUGAUCAAGAUAGAAAUACAAGGCGAAUGCGAAGAUUGGCAAAUACCACAUCAGGAUGGUAAUUUCAUAGGAAUCAAUUGUUUCCUAAAACUUAAAAGUGGAUUUUUAAUACCUUUACGUUUCUCAAAUUAAUUUCAUAUUCUAAAUAUUAGACGAUACUUAAGGUUUAAGCUUUGUGGUAAAUGUUCAAGGCGUGGAAAAUUUCCCAUAUAUCUCAAAAAAAUUCAAAAUAAUCCCUGAGCCUGUGUGCAUUAGAAUUGAGAUAUCCCAUCAUAUCCUGAAAUUACAUGUCCAAUAUACUAAGGAUACGUUAGGAUAUCUUUAUUAUCGUGCAUACGUGCUCAGGAAUUUUUUUGGGAUAUUUGGGAUAUUUUCCACGCUUUGAUUCUAUUUAAUUUAAUAAACUCAAAUAAAGUUCCCAAUUUGCG
Chironomus riparius is the source of this 1589-nucleotide messenger RNA. Lineage: Eukaryota; Metazoa; Arthropoda; Insecta; Diptera; Chironomidae. The record is from the annotation of a GenBank genome assembly.